Messenger RNA from Dufourea novaeangliae, 2032 nucleotides. RefSeq lists its product as uncharacterized. The record is from RefSeq and is a predicted model, not a curated record. NCBI's taxonomy places the organism in Eukaryota, Metazoa, Arthropoda, Insecta, Hymenoptera, Halictidae. The coding region runs from base 32 to 2032 and encodes 666 amino acids. The transcript is spliced from 7 exons.
GGCUCUCGGGGCCGGAGCCUUUCUUGCUCGUAUGAAAGUAUUAAUACCGAAGGCUGAAACGGGUUUCACUGCGGAAUACUUUCAUCCGGGUACUUUCAAAAUACAUACUUCGGCCCGGGGAUCGUACAUCUUUUUCACGGGUAGGAUCCUCCCCGAUAAUUCGUUUCCCUCGAAAAUGGCAUCGCCCGGUCAAAAUGCUACGACCGUGAGUUCAACCGUUUCACCGGCGAAUGGGUCAUCUGGAUCGUCAACGACCAUCUCGGUCUGUACCACGAAGAUGCAAUCGUACACCGCAAUACCAUCCUCGCAACCUAAUCAACAACAACACUCGCCGCCGUCGUCGUCGCCGUCUCCGUCGCCGUCGCCGAUGCAACAGCAGCAGCAUCAACAAACUCUGCAGCCUAAUAAUGUAGAAGUUCUUGACAAGAACACCUCCAACACAUUGAAACGUAAUCCAAAAAUGGAAAUGAGCAAAAGUGAUUUAUUCAAAUUGUUGGGACAACUGGAAGGAGAAUUGCAGGCAAGGGAUAUUGUAGUAGCAGUAUUAAAGUCAGAAAAAUUGAAAUAUGUAUUAAACGCUCUAUAUCUGAGUAAAGUCUCAGAUCCACAUGCUGCAUUCGUUCGCGAUACAGCAUUAGUAGGAGGUAUAAUGGCAGUUGAUGGACAAGAACAGAAUCAGAUAGAUCAACAAGUUGCUAGUUUAGAAGCACUUGUGACACAACAAAGACGUAUGCAGUCUAGGAUGACCAAAAUUCUUAAGGAUGCUGAACUUAGACACAGAGCAGUAAUCAAGGAAUUGGAAGAAGAAAAACAAAAACACGAGCAUGAUACUGCCCAAGGUGAUGAUAUUACAUAUGGACUAGAAAAAGAGAGAACACGAUUGAAGAAAGAAUUAGAAUUAGAGAAGCAAGACAAAAAAAGACUGGAACUAGAUUUAAAAAAAGCAAACGAUACGCUAGAGGAAGAGAAAACACGACAAAAGCAAAUAGUACUUCUUUUGUUGGCUGAACGUAAAAAGAUAAUUAUGAAGUAUAUAGAAGAAAGAAAAAGAUCAGAAGAUUUGGCACAGAUAUUAAGCGAAGAAAAAGUGCGAAUAGAUUCUAUGGCUGAAGGACUCGAAGAAGAAAGUAAGAAGUCUCUACAAAUGGAAGCAGAAUUAGAGAAACAACUUGCACAGUUUGAUAUGGAAAGGCAGCAAUAUAGACAGGCGUUAGGAAAAGAAGAGAAAAGAGUGAAAGAUCUCGAAUUAGAAUUAGAUAAACUUAGAAACGAAAUAGAUGUCUUGAAAGAGACCCAAACACGAGGUUCUCCAAGAGGAGUGGGUACAACUCCACCACCUCCUCCGGUCAAGCCAGCUAACUUAGUUGCUCUGCCUACAGUUAGGCCUGCUAGUGCUCCACAAACAAUUAAAGGCACAGUACUGGGCACUGGGACGCCAAUGGUUAGUAGCAAAGUUGUUCAGCCCACUGCCACGGUAUCUAGUGUUCCUGUCAGCGGUCCAACUACUGGGAUUGCAAGAUCAGUAACUCCUGGACAAGCAUUACGUGGAGUCACGUACACGUCCAAUAUAACAUCUACUAGCGGAGAGACUACGGCUUCAUCAGAAACCCAGGCUGUAGACAAGCGCGUGGUGGUUGUGCCUGCCCCUGUUAAUCCUGGAGGCGCGGUAAAACUAAUACCGCCCGCCGCCGCCGCAGCCGCAGGAAAGCUUGGUUUUCAUGUUGGCUCCGCCGGCCCGCCGGUUCAAGCAUCCGGUAUGCUGCCCUCGUCGAAAAAGCCACCGAUAUCCCGCGGAGUUCCUCCCCCAGUACCGCCAAACAAACCGGUGGUGCCACCUAAAAAGGAGGCCGCUUAUCUUAGGAGGACCGAGUCGUCGUCACAGUCGACACAGGACGCCGCCGUGAAGCUCGGUAAACAAGCCACGGCGCAUCCUGCCAGUGGUCCCACCGUACCGCAAGUCCAACAGGCAAUAGCGGCGUUUACUCAAGCCUCCGAGGAUGAGGUCAGUAACGCAACAUCAGCUAUAUCUUAA